Danaus plexippus (monarch butterfly) is the source of this 4861-nucleotide messenger RNA. It is a transcript of the gene for, whose product is annotated as cGMP-dependent protein kinase, isozyme 2 forms cD4/T1/T3A/T3B. The transcript is spliced from 11 exons. The coding region runs from base 308 to 3493 and encodes 1061 amino acids. Gene Ontology annotation, molecular function: cGMP-dependent protein kinase activity; ATP binding. Gene Ontology annotation, biological process: protein phosphorylation. The record is from RefSeq and is a predicted model, not a curated record. Lineage: Eukaryota; Metazoa; Arthropoda; Insecta; Lepidoptera; Nymphalidae.
GAUUGGACGUCGUGUGAUUGACUUGCGUCCGUUUAAAAUAUGUUUUAAAUAGUUUUUAAAGAUAUUUAUGUCGUAUAAGGUUUAUUUUUAUUGUUUAAAGUGCUUAAAAUUACGUAAUCGGUGUGUAUUGUAAAGUGCAGUGAUGUGUCAAGAUAUCACAGUUCAGUUUAUGUCUAAAUAAAAAAGUUGUUUGGAACCGAGUGAGUGAUUACAAGAUGGGUUCAGUGUUUUCAUUAUUUUAUUUACUUCCAAGAUAUUGCUUUCAAAGUUUUAAGAUUGAUAUGACAUUGAUGGACUUAAAAACAUUAUGAAAAUUAAACAUUACCCGGGAAAAGCGGUCAUGGAGGACCCGUGGCUUUCAAUCAACGAUAGAACUAUGGACCUUGUUUAUGCAGCCAAUUGGGUUGGAGCCAAUAAUUUAAACAAUCAUAAGGAAGAAUAUAAUCAGGAUAGUCAAUCGAGAUUUAAUUCGAUAUCUAGAAGCAAAUCGUGUAGAGAUAUUGGUAGAAAUUCAAAUAAAGAUGACGGCGAAUUACAUGCAUACCACAAGCAAGAAUACAAUCACAAUCAAUGUACUAACAAUGAAAAUAUAUCUCAAUUAGCAAAAUAUCAACAAGUUAUAGAAGAAAAAGCACGGACAAAUGAUAAUUUCCUCAUACAAAAUAAAAUUAAACAUAGCUAUAGUUUUAAAGAUAUGCCAAAUGGAUAUAAACCUUCAACAUUGAGACGGGUUAAAAGACGAAACUUUACAGAAUGGGAUAUUGAAGCGUUUGGUCCAAAUGACCGUCAAGCUCCUGUUCCACCUCAACGAAAAGAAUCACAUAAAUAUUCACAUCGUCAAAGGAAACCUGACCCAAAAAAAAAUGGUUACCCCCUCCCAGACCCUGGACCAUUACCCCCUGAUCCAUCAUCAGAAUCAUAUUAUGAAUAUUACUCCAGAGUUAGUCAACAAAAUAAUGACACCGAUAGUGAUAAAAUUAAACUAAUGCAAAAAGAGCCAAAGAAAGAUAGUGGAAAUUCAAAAUCAUUUGGGUCAGCGCGUGGGUAUGGAAAUGAUACGAUGUAUCAAAUAAUUAAUUCAAUGGCAACCUUAGAUUUAACACCUAUAAAAUCUAGAGCGGGAAGUAAAAACCUCGACACGGAUAGCGAAGCGGAAGAUUUGGGUUUAUAUAUGCAUCCUAUUAAUGAAUCGUUAUCUACAUGCGAGCAACUUCCUGAGCGUAAUACACAACCUGAGAACGUUAGGAACGGACGUAUGGACGAUGUGCGACCUAAUUUUCGUUCGAAAUCUAUGAGAGUGAAAAGUGAGGGACGAACGCCGCUCCGGGCUUUUCUUGAUACGGUUGAAGAUGAGACCAAAGCAUAUAAUGGUGUUACCGUCACUCAACCGAAAAGGAAUUUAUCACCAAGCGAACAGCUGACGUUGAUGCAGCAAAACAUGUAUCAAGAAAGCCAACUAGCACCGGUCCCUGCCACCGAUAACGGAUUUCACUCGGUGGGUUUAGGAAAAGAAAGCGAAUAUCGGACUAAUAACAGUGUGUCUACACAAAUUAAACCCGAUAAAUAUGGGAAGUUAUACAAUACGGUGAGAGUGAAAAGUGACGAUAGAUAUAAUAGAUACAAUGACAUUCUGUCAUUUUCAUCUCGCGAUCGUAUUAGUGAAGAUCGUGUGACUAACGGUGCGUAUUCAAGAAGUGCUAAAAGUUCCUCUAGCGGUUCAGAUUCAGAUUUUUCGAUUCCUCGACCGAAACUCAUAGUUCCCGUUCACACUUAUGGCACUCGAAAACGAAGAACCGGAAAUCUCUGUCAAAGAGAGAGCAAUGCGACGGAAUCAUCUUUAGAUGCUGGCAUAUUGCUCGAUGUUACACGCUUAGAAGACAAGCCUUUGGAAAGUCAUAGUAAUGCAGAUUCAGAGGGAAGAGUGGAAGUAUCACGGGAGAACAAAUACCUUAGCACCAUGGCACCAGGCAAGGUAUUCGGAGAACUGGCGAUACUGUACAAUUGCAAGAGAACUGCCACCAUCAAAGCCGCUACCGACUGCAGGCUCUGGGCCAUCGAGCGCCAAUGCUUCCAGACAAUUAUGAUGAGAACUGGUCUUAUCAGACAGGCUGAAUACACUGACUUCCUUAAGAGUGUACCGAUCUUCAAAAACCUUCCCGAAGACACCCUUAUCAAAAUAUCAGACGUAUUGGAAGAAACACACUAUCAAAAUGGCGACUAUAUUAUUAGACAAGGAGCCAGGGGUGAUACCUUCUUCAUUAUAUCAAAGGGACAAGUCAAGGUAACACAGAAGCAGCCAAAUAGCAACGAUGAAAAAUUCAUAAGAACUCUAACGAAAGGUGAUUUCUUCGGGGAAAAGGCCUUGCAAGGAGACGACCUCCGAACGGCAAACAUAGUAUGUGACUCCCCAGAUGGCACUACAUGCUUAGUAAUAGACCGGGAGACCUUCAACCAGCUUAUCUCGACGCUCGAUGAAAUCCGCACCAAGUACAAGGAUGUUGGCGAUGACAGGCAGAGACUUAAUGAAGAAUUCGCAAACUUGCGGCUAUCAGACCUGCGCAUUAUAGCAACCUUGGGUAUUGGUGGUUUUGGUCGGGUGGAGCUUGUUCAAAUCCAAGGAGAUUCCAGCCGAUCGUUCGCCCUAAAACAGAUGAAGAAAGCCCAAAUCGUUGAAACCAGACAGCAACAGCAUAUAAUGUCGGAGAAAGAAAUUAUGUCCGAGAUGAACUGCGAAUUUAUUGUGAAACUUUAUAAGACGUUUAAGGAUAGAAAGUAUUUAUAUAUGCUAAUGGAGACAUGUCUUGGUGGAGAAUUGUGGACAAUCUUGAGAGAUAGAGGACAAUUCGAUGACUCCACUACUCGGUUCUACACAGCUUGUGUCGUUGAAGCGUUCCACUAUUUACAUUCUAGAAAUAUAAUCUAUAGGGAUCUUAAACCAGAGAACUUACUACUUGACUCCAAAGGCUACGUGAAGCUAGUGGACUUUGGUUUUUCGAAAAAACUACAAGCGAGCCGAAAAACUUGGACUUUCUGUGGAACGCCGGAAUACGUGGCUCCGGAAGUUAUUAUGAACAGAGGGCACGACAUUAGCGCAGAUUAUUGGUCCUUGGGGGUGCUCAUGUUUGAAUUACUGACUGGAUCUCCACCAUUCACUGGUGCAGAUCCAAUGAAGACAUACAAUAAGAUCCUGAAAGGUAUUGAUGCGGUUGAAUUCCCGAGGUCAAUCACACGUAACGCAGCCAACCUUAUCAAGAAACUUUGCAGAGACAACCCUGCGGAGAGACUCGGAUACCAACGGGGAGGCAUUACUGAAAUACAAAAGCACAAAUGGUUCGAUGGUUUCAACUGGGAAGGUCUAGCACAACGCACUUUAGACCCUCCAAUUACUCCCGUUGUCAAGUCCGCGGUAGACACACACAACUUUGACCAGUAUCCUCCAGACGCUGACGAACCACCGCCAGACGAUCUGUCAGGUUGGGACAGCACCUUCUAAUGUAAACCAAUCGGAGGGUUAUCAUUCUCUGAUUAUGACCUACUUGGAUUCUAGUGUAGAUACGAUCUUAUAGUUUUAUGGUUGUUUACGACCUAAUAAAUUUAUUUAGACGUUAUUCUGCUCUGCUUGGAAUAGAAUGUAGACAAUACAUCUGAAGUUAUGGCAUUAAUUGUUACGUACGUUACAGCUGAUGACUUUAGAUUUUAAUGAACCCUUAAGAGACAAUUCUUAAUUCAUUAAAUUGUUUUCAAAGAUUUUAUCAACGAUUUAUUAUUAUUAUUAAAUGUCUCAACGGAGUAUUUAUAAUUUAAUAAAUAUAAAUCGAAUACGGCGUUCACGUUAUCGUGAAGUAAGAUAUAUCUCACUUAGUUGUUAAAAAGCAGUAUUUUUCUGUUUGCCAUUAUAAUCUUUAUUAGCGCUUGCCAAGUUACAGAUAUAUCGCAAAUAUAAUUUACGACCAGUUAGUGUUGAAUUUUAUUUUGUUUCUGAUUUAGUAUUAGUGCUGUAUUUGUAUAUAUAUUUAUUUAGAACUAAGUAAAUCGAUUCUGAUAGUUUUGGUGUUAACGCAAUUGCUAUAAAGUAUAAUGUUUUUUGUAUACCGAUAUCUUGUUACCAGAAUAAAAUAUACUAUCAAGCUCAUCGAUUGACAUUGAUAUGUCUUAUAAGUAAUUAACAAUAACAUUUUCUUUUUUUCAUUAUGAAUUUAAGAUUGGUAAUUUAAUUGAAUUAUUAGAUCUAUAUUUCUUAUUUUUGACCCUGUUUGUUUGAAGUGGCAAUUUUAGUUUAAAAAUUUAAAUUGAGGGACAGUUAAAAACGUAACGUCAAUUAUAUAUAAAUUAGUAUUUCGUUAUAUAGGUACAUGUUUCAGUUAUUGACAGAAAUAUAUUUAUAUAUACAAUAUAAACUUUAACAUAAUCUGUAGCGUUUUGGUUCUAAAUUUAGUGCAACCUCUAUAAUAUACAUAUAUAUAAAAUCUCUAAUGUAAAUUCUUAUAUAAUGUGUAAAUUAUUAUAAUUAGUGUGGAUUUUGAUUGUUUUUAUUUUAUAAAUCUUUUUAGAUAAGUACUUACAUAGUUUGAAAAUUGUUUUCUGCUUUUCUUAUGCAACAAAUCAAUUAAUUAUUUCCGUAGUAAUAUUUUAAUGAAAAUUAUUUUAUAUAGAAUCAUAAUUCAUACGUGAGGUCAAUUCAUUAAGUCUUCCGAGUUGUGUAAAUAUAAUUUAAGAUAAAAAAAAAGAUUCAAUAGCUUUUGAAUUAACUAAUAUGUAGUGAUGUUACGUAGUGUAAGGACAUUUAUUUUUGUAAUCAUAGAAUAAAAUAUACCUAAUUGUAUGAUUUUGAAAAAUGUAUAAAUACAUUAUUUCGAUUGGA